AAACAAAACGCCCGAGACAAAGUGCCUUGUUAAAAACCAAAGGAAGCGACAAAAAAUAAAAACCCAAAAAGAGCAAGAAAUAGAUAUGGUGUAGCCAAACACGUCCCAACGCACAAUUUGCUCGGAAAUCAUCAAGUCGUAUGGCGAUGAGCAGCAAUUGAAUUAGGUUACCGGAAUCACACAAUUACGGUUAAACCCUAACUAAAUUCAGCGAAUAGGCGUUUGACAAGUGGAUGAUAGACUCAUCAUCACAUUCAAAGACAUAGAUUGGAAACAAGGGCAUAUCAUAUCAUCAGUCAUCACAUAUACAAAGAUAAAUAUAAAGAGAGGAUCGGAUCGGGUUGGGGUGAGUAAUGGAUCCGGAGCAGACGUUUAUACGGGUACAAGAGAGGUUCACACAGAUGUUGAAACCCAGAAUAAGAGCUUCUCUCGAGUACUUUUAUCUCUUUCUCGCUAUCACUUUGUUCUGUAUUCUCGUUGUUAUGCACGCCAACUACGUUCAGCAGCCUGGCUGCUCAACUCAGCUCACCACUCUCGAAACCGCUGACGCUCAGCUCAUACAUAUUAAGAUUACCAGUGUUGGCUUGUGGUCACAUAAUGAAUCUGAAAAUAACAUGAUGGAUGCUCCUGGCAUUGGAGUUGAAACAGUUCAAGUGUCAGAUGUGGAUGAAUACAGGCUGAACUUUUUGGAUGUGAGGUUUUGGCUGAACUGGAUUAUCUCAGGUGCAAGGAGCAGCAAAUCAGCAUUAAAGAUGUGGAAGUCCGACAGUGAAAUGUUCGAAUCUCAUCCAGAUACUUCUACUACCAGUGAAGGCUUGAAGCCAGUAGAUGAUGUUAAUAAAGGCAAAAAAGAUGAAUCUCGUAAUAGAUUCUCUUUAUUAACCAAGGAAACACUCAGAACGGCAAUGGUCCACAUCUGCAGAAAGUGGUAUGGGCGCUUAUCCUUCAUCUGGAGACAUUCAAAGAGAUUUCUAGGAGUUUUUUGGGAUAUUGCUGGUAUACAUUUGAAUCUAGACAUUCCAAAGUGGCUACAUAUACUUCACCUGGACCAUCUGAACUCACUUGCAGUGCAGUGGCUAGAGAAGAGAAGCAAAGCAUUCGAACCGACUUAUUUAUACACCAGGGAAAAGGGUUAUUUCUUACUACCUGAGGAAGCUAAGCUACGCCAUAAUAUUCGUACAAUCAAUAUUAGCAUUUCUGCUCGGCAUUCCUGCUUUGGUAACAGGUGGCAACAACUACUGAUAAACAGACUUGUCGGAUAUGAUACAAUUUUAAUGAAUAGUUUGUUGAAUUCUCCUGGUCAAGGUUACCUCUAUAAUUACCAAACAAGGGAGUUCUAUAACCUUACAUAUGCGCAUGAGCAACCUGAAGUUUCACUUAGAUUUGGAGACUACCUGGCAACCAAGUGUGGUGUGCUUAUAAUGUCGAUGUUUGUUUUCUUCACAACCACAAUGUCUGUUUCAUUUACCUUGAGAGAAACCCAAACCCGCAUGCUGAAAUUCACAGUGCAGCUUCAGCACCAUGCUCGUCAUCAGCUUCCAACAUUCCAGUUGAUAUUUGUGCACGUGAUUGAAUCUCUUGUAUUUGUUCCUAUUAUGAUCGGCAUCCUGUUUUUUCUGUUCGAGUUUUAUGAUGACCAGCUGUUGGCUUUCAUGGUGUUGAUCCUUGUUUGGCUAUGUGAACUAUUCACGCUGAUAAGUGUUCGAACUCCGAUAUCAAUGAAGUUCUUCCCGCGCUUCUUUUUGCUCUAUUUUUUGGUGUUCCACAUCUACUUCUUUUCAUAUACCUAUGGAUUUUCCUAUCUGGCUCUUUCUACAACUGCAGCAUUUAUGCAACAUCUAAUCCUCUACUUUUGGAAUCGGUUUGAGAUUCCAGCUCUUCAGAGGUUUAUGUUGAAUCGGAGAUCAAACUUUCAGCAGCAUCCAGACUUUCACAUAACAUCAUCUACUAUACUUGCCUCGACUUUGCACAUCACGAGAGUGAAUAAUAGAAACUCUGGUCCAGCAAACCUUUCUUCUGGACCGGGAGAACGAGGGGGGCCUGAACCUGCAGUGCCAGAAACUGGAGCAUUGGUCCUUCCAGAACUGCAUCAGCAUGCCGAGAAUCUGAAUUCGGAUGGCUUAGGUCACUCUCCUGGGACUGAAGGGCAAACUAACCUUCGGCAAGAAGACAACGGUGCCAACCCUGGGGCUAUGAACUCAUUUAGUUCCAUGUUGUUAUGGUUACUAGGUGGGGUUUAUUCUGAAAGUUUCAACUCAAUUCUAUCCAUAUUCAGAGAUGGAAGAGUCCAAGGCCAAGUCUAUGCUGAAUCACCACGUGAAGACAAUCCAGCAGUACAGGGUAUUCAAUAAAGGAGGAACAUGAGAUGAUAACCAUGCAUUGGUAGGUGGUGUUCAAUAGAGGUGAAAAAUGAUAGAUACUGAGGAAUUUAACUCGACAUGAGUUAAUGUAUAGAUGUAUUUUAACAAGAUGAAGAAUAAAACAGCAAGCCUGUAAAAUAUAGAUCUAUAUUGGAAAGCUGAAAUUGCGGUGUAAGAGAGCAAACAUGCUCACAGUGCAACCUUGUCAAAGCGCGACAUCCAUGUACAGUGAUAAGAAAAGAGCAAGGGAGCCUGAAGAAUUUGUACACUUGGAUCUUUACUGUUUAAACUACAAUGUGCGGUGUUUCUUGAAUUUGGAGGUUUUGUGUUAGUUUGGUAGUAGGACGGGGCUGCCUAACAUUUUUUCUAUUCUCGUCGUAAUUGUAGAUGAUAUUGAUGAAGUGUAUACCAACAAUACUCUGAUAUGAAAUAUGUUUUGUUGUACCA
Messenger RNA from Daucus carota subsp. sativus, 2807 nucleotides. RefSeq names its product membralin-like protein At1g60995. NCBI's taxonomy places the organism in Eukaryota, Viridiplantae, Streptophyta, Magnoliopsida, Apiales, Apiaceae. The coding region runs from base 354 to 2351 and encodes 665 amino acids. The transcript is spliced from 14 exons. Gene Ontology annotation, biological process: positive regulation of ERAD pathway; response to endoplasmic reticulum stress. The record is from RefSeq and is a predicted model, not a curated record. Gene Ontology annotation, cellular component: endoplasmic reticulum.